Messenger RNA from Suillus subaureus, 1056 nucleotides. RefSeq names its product 2-nitropropane dioxygenase. The transcript has 6 exons. Gene Ontology annotation, molecular function: nitronate monooxygenase activity. Lineage: Eukaryota; Fungi; Basidiomycota; Agaricomycetes; Boletales; Suillaceae. The record is from RefSeq and is a predicted model, not a curated record. The coding region runs from base 1 to 1056 and encodes 351 amino acids.
AUGUCUGUGAUCAUCUCUACACCAAUAACCGAGCUUUUUGGGAUCAAACAUCCCAUAUUGUUAGCAGGCAUGAAUGUGGCAGCUGGUCCGGAACUAGCAGCCGCAGUGACGAAUGCAGGAGGACUUGGUGUUAUUGGUGGACACGGUUAUACCCCAAAGGUACUCAGGCAGCAGAUUCAAGCUAUUAAGAAGGACUUGAAGGAUCCAAAUGCACCAUUUGGGGUUGACCUACUUAUCCCUCAGGUCGGCGGGAAUGCAAGGAAAACAAACUAUGAUUACCAGAAUGGGAAACUAAACGAGCUCGUUGAUAUCAUCAUUGAAGAGAAAGCAUCUCUUUUCGUUUGCGCUGUCGGUGUACCACCACAGCAUGUAGUCGAUAAAUUACAUACCGCUGGUAUACCCGUCAUGAACAUGGUCGGACAUCCCAAGCAUGUCCCGAAAGCGCUUGCGAUGGGAGUUGAUCUAAUUUGUGCUCAGGCCGGGGAAGGCGGUGGUCACACAGGCGAUGUCCCCGCAUCGGUCCUUAUUCCUGCGGUCGUUGACGCAUGUCGUGGACAUGUCUCUCCGCUGACGAAGAAGCCGGUGUACGUCAUCGGCGCUGGUGCUGUGUACGACGGGCGCGGACUCGCCGCAAAUUUAGCAUGGGGAGCACAAGGUGUCUGGGUAGGCACCAGGUUCGUUGCAUCCACGGAAGCAAAUGCGCCCAAGGCACACAAAGAUGCGCUCGUAACCGCAGGAUACGAGGACGCCAUUACGACUCUCAUUUUUACCGGUCGGCCCCUCCGAGUCAGGAGAACGCCCUACGUUGAGGACUGGAAUAACAAUCGCCAGGCGGAGAUUAAGGAACUCACAUCCAAGGGUAUUAUUCCUGCGACUUGGGACAUUGAACAACACCCAGAGAAGUCGCUGCAGGCUAGAACAUUCUUAAUAGGAAGAGUGGCAGCACUCAUCAAUGAUGUGCUGCCUGCUCAGCAGAUUGUGGAUACGAUGGUGUCAGAUGCAGUGAAGAUACUGCAGCACGGCGCUUCGCUAGUGUCGACUAAAGCAAAGCUAUAG